GGGGCCGACGCACUGCAGAGGUGCCGGCAGGUUCCGCCCGCGGAAGUCUCCUCAGCCGGCGCAGCCCGCGCUCCGCCCGCGCUCCGACCCCGGCCCCGGCGGGCGCCCCCUCGACGCCUCCGCCGCUGCGCUCCGUCCCUCCGCCUCCUCUCGGGCGCGCCCGCCCGCUCCCUCGCUUCUCCCCCUUUCCCUCCUCCCCGUCCCCUCUCCUUCCCUCACCUCGUCCCUCCCCACCUCCCCUGCUCUCGGUUUCCUCCCCCAUCCCCUUGACUCUCCCCUCCCUGCCCUCGCGCUCUCGCUCGCCCUCAGCGCGGCCCCCGCCAUGACGGAGGCGGGUGCCGGUGCCGUUGCCGCCGCUGCCGUCGCAGGGGGGGAGUCGGGUUCCCAGAAAGUAGCUUGAUGAGUGUCCAAAGUAGCAGUGGAAGUUUGGAGGGGCCGCCAUCUUGGUCCCAGCUCUCCACGUCUCCAACCCCGGGCUCGGCGGCGGCGGCCAGGUCCCUGCUGAAUCACACGCCGCCAUCCGGGAGGCCCAGGGAAGGUGCAAUGGAUGAGCUUCAUAGCCUGGAUCCAAGAAGGCAAGAGUUAUUGGAAGCUAGGUUUACUGGAGUUGCAAGUGGGAGCACUGGGAGCACUGGCAGUUGCAGUGUUGGAGCUAAAGCCUCAACAAAUAAUGAAAGCUCUAAUCACAGUUUUGGAAGCUUGGGAUCUUUAAGUGACAAAGAAUCAGAGACACCAGAGAAGAAACAGUCGGAAUCAUCUAGGGGAAGAAAGAGAAAAGCAGAAAACCAGAAUGAAAGUAGUCAGGGAAAAAGUAUUGGGGGACGUGGCCAUAAAAUUAGUGACUAUUUUGAAUACCAAGGUGGGAAUGGCUCAAGUCCAGUAAGAGGCGUACCUCCUGCAAUCCGUUCUCCUCAAAAUUCACAUUCACAUUCCACGCCUUCCUCAUCUGUUCGACCGAAUAGCCCUUCUCCUACAGCAUUAGCUUUUGGGGACCACCCUGUUGUACAACCAAAGCAGUUAUCCUUUAAAAUUACUCAGACUGAUCUCACAAUGCUGAAAUUAGCAGCAUUAGAAAGUAAUAAAAACCAGGACCUGGAAAAGAAGGAAGGUCGUAUAGAUGAUUUGCUCAGGGCUAACUGUGAUCUCAGACGGCAAAUAGAUGAACAACAAAAAUUACUUGAAAAAUACAAAGAACGAUUAAAUAAGUGUAUAUCAAUGAGCAAGAAACUUCUUAUUGAAAAGAGUACACAAGAAAAACUGUCAAGCAGAGAGAAGAGUAUGCAAGAUAGAUUACGCCUUGGACACUUUACCACAGUUAGACAUGGCGCCUCAUUUACUGAACAAUGGACAGAUGGUUUUGCAUUUCAGAAUCUUGUGAAGCAACAAGAGUGGGUGAAUCAGCAAAGGGAAGAUAUUGAAAGGCAAAGGAAACUUCUAGCCAAACGCAAACCUCCCACAGCUAAUAAUUCUCAGGCACCCUCUACCAAUUCUGAACCAAAACAAAGGAAAAACAAAGCAGUCAAUGGAGCAGAAAAUGAUCCCUUUGUUAGACCAAAUUUACCACAACUGUUGACUUUGGCAGAAUAUCAUGAACAGGAAGAAAUUUUCAAACUUAGACUAGGACAUCUCAAAAAGGAAGAGGCAGAAAUCCAGGCAGAACUUGAACGUUUGGAAAGAGUCAGAAAUCUUCACAUACGAGAGCUCAAAAGAAUAAACAAUGAAGAUAAUUCACAGUUCAAAGAUCACCCAACAUUAAACGAGAGAUAUUUAUUACUUCAUUUACUUGGUAGAGGUGGCUUCAGUGAAGUAUACAAGGCUUUUGACCUUUAUGAACAAAGAUAUGCUGCUGUGAAGAUCCAUCAGCUUAAUAAAAGCUGGAGAGAUGAGAAAAAAGAAAACUACCACAAACAUGCCUGCAGAGAGUAUAGAAUACACAAAGAACUGGAUCACCCCAGAAUAGUUAAACUCUAUGAUUAUUUCUCCUUGGAUACAGACACAUUUUGUACAGUGUUAGAAUACUGUGAAGGCAAUGACUUGGAUUUCUAUCUGAAGCAACACAAAUUAAUGUCUGAGAAGGAAGCUAGAUCUAUUGUAAUGCAGAUUGUGAAUGCACUAAGAUAUCUCAAUGAGAUCAAACCCCCUAUUAUACAUUAUGAUCUUAAGCCAGGAAACAUCCUUCUGGUGGAUGGGACAGCAUGUGGAGAAAUCAAAAUCACUGAUUUUGGGCUGUCCAAGAUUAUGGAUGACGACAGCUAUGGUGUAGAUGGAAUGGAUCUCACUUCCCAAGGGGCAGGCACUUACUGGUAUUUACCUCCCGAGUGCUUUGUAGUUGGAAAAGAGCCACCAAAGAUUUCCAACAAGGUUGAUGUGUGGUCGGUCGGAGUCAUCUUCUUUCAGUGUCUUUACGGAAGGAAGCCAUUUGGUCACAAUCAAUCUCAACAAGACAUUCUUCAAGAAAAUACAAUAUUAAAAGCCACAGAAGUUCAAUUCCCUGUAAAACCAGUUGUAAGCAGUGAAGCCAAGGCCUUUAUAAGACGGUGUUUGGCAUACCGAAAAGAAGAUCGAUUCGAUGUGCACCAACUGGCAAAUGACCCAUAUCUUCUCCCACACAUGAGAAGAUCAAAUUCUUCAGGAAACUUACACAUGGCUGGGCUGACAGCAUCCCCGACGCCCCCUUCUUCCAGCAUAAUUACUUACUGACUUUCCUCCAAAAUUGGCAUGAGAUCUUUGAAACGCUUCCAGAUGCACACUUGAGGUUGAGAGCAUUUGAGUGUUGUUUUCGUUUGUACGCAGGACAUGGUUAAGAACUGUUUAUGAUCUGAAGUUCUUCAGAGCGUCAUUUGUAUGAGUGGAUCGUGAAUGAUGAAUGAAGGAUGACGGCCUGUUGCACCGAGACAGGAAGACCACGCUAAGACACAAGAGAAAUGGGCUUUCUUGUUUAUUUGGGGGAACAUUGUAAAUAACGUUUAUAAUACUUAAAUACAUUUGAUUGUUACUAGAGAGUUCUAAUAUGAAGGGUAGUUUUUCAUUAUUUAAAAACACAUGGAAAAAAAUAUGAGACAUAUUUCUAACCCAAGAACUACAGUGCCUGGAUACAUUCUUCAGCAUUCGGCAGUUAACCUGCUGAAACCAAAGUAAGAACUGAAUGACAGUGACAGUUGUGUUUUAUAAUACAGAAUGCGAGACUUAGAAUCUUUGGACAAAGUUAGGCUUUGUCAUUUGCCUGUUCUGGCUCUUACCAAGUUGUACCUCGAAAAUCACAUGUCCUUUUUUUUCACUGGUUAUAUUAAAGGGAGAGCUAUUAUUCCUAGAUACUUCACACCUUUGACAAAAUUAGCUGCUUGUUUGGAAAUCAGUUGAAUUCACUAAAUUGUAACAUCUCCAGUGUCUUCAACAUGUUUGAAUUGUUAACAGGUAUUUUUCCUUUUGUUACCAGGCCUUGUUCAUCAACACAAGUGACAGUAUGUAACCAAAUGCAGACUAGUUCUAUGCAGGAUAAUGAUAAAUUCCCUUCUCAUUCUAUUGUAAAUUACUGUACAGAUGUCAUAUUUCAAUUACUAAGUUUCAGCAGCUUAUUCUUGUACAAAUGUUUAAAAAUAUGGCUUUUCUAAUUGGAUAUUGUAUUUUUUUUAAGUCUUCUUGAAGGCGCUUUAAUUGCUGCUAAAUGACGUUGCUUCUUUGCUAAAAAAUUGAAUGAGCUCCUUGAAGGUGCAAGUUGACUGUACGUCAUCGAGAUAUUAAAAGCAGGCUUUCAUUAACAAUCAAGGCAUGUAAAAAUGAUCCAUGUUGAACAUACUGAGUUCUUUAGAUCAGUUUCUUGGGUUCUAGGGCUGUGGAGCACAUAGAUACUAGAUUUAUAAAUUGUUCGUGGUUACUCUACAUUUCUAGAAGGUUCUUAUCAGCAAGGUGGGGUAAUGGUCCCAUAAACAAGUUUCUUGUGGUUUGUACAGAUUUGUUAAAAUGUGAACAUUUUCCAGCUGCCUUGUGUGGUAGAAACCAAUCUUUUUCAGGAUGCUGUUUUUUCACUUCUCUAAGGAUUUCUUUCUUCGUCAUAUCUGUGAUGCUUACCUGUAAGCUGUCCAUGUUGCCGAAAAAGGAGGCUAUACUCACCACCAGUGCUCCUUAAUAUUGUACAGUUUAACUGUGGCUCUUAUUUCUGAUGUUGCAAGCCAUUUUGUUUUUUCAUUGUACAUAGACACAUUGUCUAAGAUGCUGCUGAAAUUGUAGAGAAUGUAGCCAAAACAGUAAUAAACAAUGACAGUUAAAGUGUAAAGACUAUGAAAAUCACAUCAGAAGGAGCUUUCAAGAUUUAGGAUAUUGACUGUCUUAGCUCCUUUACUUAAGAAUCAGCUGAAUAAAUUCUUUUAAGUAUACUUCAAGACAAGUAUAAAAUGUUGUUUCAAGCUGUUAAGUUAUACUAAUAACCAUUAUCAACGCUAAUCCGGGGUGAGUAACACUUAGCAUUAUCAGGAGUGGCUUGAGGGCUAUACCUGUUCCUCUGUAGAUUAAGAUAGAAAUCCUGUAAAAAAAUACUGACGCAGUAAUGAAGUGUUAGCAGUACUUGAGUGCUUUAGGUGCUGCCCGCGCAUUUUUCUAGUUUUGUUUGAAUUUUCAUCUUUCUGAAUCCUAAAGUUCAAAGUAACUGUUAAAGUCCUGAAUUCAAAGAAAAUGCCUAGUUUUAAGAUUUUGCUGAGGAAUAAAAUGGAUGUUAGAUCUA
Molecule: messenger RNA, 4717 nt
Organism: Oryctolagus cuniculus (rabbit)
Lineage: Eukaryota; Metazoa; Chordata; Mammalia; Lagomorpha; Leporidae
Gene: TLK1
Product: tousled like kinase 1
Biological process (GO): peptidyl-serine phosphorylation; chromosome segregation; intracellular signal transduction
Cellular component (GO): nucleus
Molecular function (GO): ATP binding; protein serine/threonine kinase activity
Source: RefSeq, a predicted model, not a curated record